GACGCGAGUAAAUUCACCGGCUUCACACGACAAGCAACGCCCGACACGCACGACAACAUCCUUCGACUCCCGUUCUUGACCAUUCUCCAAUCUGCUCUCUCUCCCCCUUUGGUUCGGGAGAUUUUUACCCGAAAGAGAUCGCGCCUUUUACCCCCGUCGUUCUCUCCCCCCCCGCAAGAAACCCACCAGGCGAAUCAAAAGACCCGGAACUUUCCGCUGCUGCAGCCUUUCCACUGGAGACGAAUCUUCCCUCUUCCACAAAUCCUCGAUCCGCCAUCGAUUUCCGGGGACUGCCCAUUAGACCCUUUUGGAUUUCUUGGCUCCUUGGCCUGUCCCUUGCGAAAAUGGGGCUCCCGAGAUCGGCGCCGCCGCCGCCGCCGCCGCAGCCGCCGAGGUUCUUGCUAGGGUUCGUACUGCUGUUGGUGGUGGUGUCGUCGCUGGCGCCGCCGUCCGCGGCGAGGUUCGUGGUGGAGAAGAACAGCCUGGCGGUGACGUCGCCGGACAAGAUCAAGGGCAAUUACGACAGCGCGAUCGGGAACUUCGGGAUCCCGCAGUACGGGGGGAGCAUGGCCGGGGCGGUCACGUACCCGGAGAAGAACCAGAAGGGGUGCAAGGAGUUCAGCGAGUUCGACAUUUCGUUCAAGUCCAAGCCCGGCAUGCUGCCCAAGUUCGUCUUGGUUGAUCGCGGAGAUUGCUUCUUUGCUUUAAAGGUUUGGAAUGCCCAGAAAGCUGGUGCUUCGGCAGUACUUGUUGCGGAUGACAUCGAGGAAAGAUUAAUAACUAUGGAUUCUCCUGAAGAGGAUGGUUCGACUGCAAAAUACAUUGAAAAUAUUACUAUACCUUCUGCACUUAUUGAGAAAAGUUUUGGUGAAACAUUAAAGAAAGCAAUAAGUAGUGGAGAUAUGGUCAAUGUGAAUCUUGAUUGGAGAGAAGCGGUUCCCCACCCUGAUGAUCGUGUUGAGUAUGAGCUAUGGACCAACAGCAAUGAUGAAUGUGGAGUUAAAUGUGACAUGUUGAUGGAGUUUGUGAAAGAUUUUAAGGGUGCGGCACAGAUACUCGAGAAGGGCGGAUACACUCUGUUCACCCCCCAUUAUAUUACUUGGUAUUGUCCUCAGGCAUUUACCUUAAGCAAGCAGUGUAAAUCCCAAUGCAUAAAUCAUGGAAGAUAUUGUGCUCCUGAUCCAGAGCAGGAUUUCAGCUCUGGUUAUGAUGGGAAGGAUGUUGUGCUUGAAAACUUAAGGCAACUAUGUUUGUUCCGAGUGGCUAAUGAAUCUAAAAAGCCGUGGCUGUGGUGGGACUACGUUACUGAUUUCCAGAUUAGAUGUCCCAUGAAGCAAAAGAAAUACAACCAGGAAUGUGCUGACGGCGUUAUUAGAUCUCUUGGCCUUGACCUUAAAAAGAUUGAGAAAUGCAUGGGAGACCCAAAUGCUGAUUCUGAUAAUCCUGUUUUGAAGGAAGAGCAAAAUGCCCAAGUUGGAAAAGGAUCCAGAGGGGAUGUUACCAUCUUGCCAACUCUUGUUGUCAAUAAUAGACAAUAUCGAGGUAAGCUGGCAAAAGGUGCUGUUUUAAAGGCAAUUUGUGCUGGUUUUGAGGAAACUACUGAGCCUUCUGUCUGUCUAAGUGAUGAUGUGGAGACAAAUGAGUGCUUGGAUAAUAAUGGUGGCUGCUGGCAGGACAAAACAGCUAACGUCACUGUCACUGCCUGCAAGGAUACAUUUCGUGGGAGGGUGUGUGAGUGCCCCUUGGUUGAUGGGGUGCAAUUCAAAGGAGAUGGCUACACCACCUGUGAAGCAAGCGGACCUGGGAGGUGCAAGAUUAACAAUGGAGGUUGUUGGAAUGAUUCUCAGAAUGGGCAGUCAUACUCUGCUUGUUUGGAUUUCGGGAACAGCAAAUGCCAGUGUCCGCGUGGGUUUAAAGGUGACGGUGUCAAAACUUGUGAAGAUAUUGAUGAAUGCAAAGAGAAGAAAGCCUGUCAAUGCCCUGAAUGUAGCUGUAAGAAUACCUGGGGAAGUUAUGAGUGCACAUGUAGUGGAGAUCUUCUGUACAUUAGGGAUCAUGACACCUGCAUAAGUAAGAGCAGUACAGAGACAAAAUCUGCCUGGGCUGCUGUUUGGGUCAUUGUGAUAGGUUUAGCCAUGGCUGGUGGCGGCGGAUAUCUUGUCUACAAAUAUAGACUGAGGUCAUACAUGGAUUCAGAGAUCAGGGCUAUAAUGGCACAGUAUAUGCCUCUCGAUAGCCAAGCCGAAGUCCCAAAUCAUGUCAACGAGGUUCAUGCAUAGAGAGAGAGGGGCCAUGCACGGUUUGGUCUCUUGAAGGUUGCAGGCGACAAAAAGGAUUUGGUUUGAGCGGACUGCCCUUAAUUUAUCCAUUCACAUAUUUUAAACGUGAAUUGUGUCACUGUAAAUUAUGGUGUGGCACAAAGUAAUGGGUCACAGGUCACAUAAUUUUAACAAUUGGAUUAUUUCAGAGUGCUUCCUGAUCUUGUGCUAGAUUAAAAAGUCUUCAUGAGGAAUGGGGUGUAUAUGACUUAGAGACAGUAGCUUCUAGGACUCUUUUCUCAGUUUUCAUUAGAUUGUUUUUCUGAUUUACAUCGAGAAUGAGCUCCCACAUUCUAUAUGUUUAAAGUGCUUCGCUGCGUA
Messenger RNA from Eucalyptus grandis, 2639 nucleotides. Its product is annotated as vacuolar-sorting receptor 1. The record is from RefSeq and is a predicted model, not a curated record. The transcript is spliced from 12 exons. Gene Ontology annotation, molecular function: calcium ion binding. Lineage: Eukaryota; Viridiplantae; Streptophyta; Magnoliopsida; Myrtales; Myrtaceae. The coding region runs from base 345 to 2279 and encodes 644 amino acids.